Messenger RNA from Calidris pugnax (ruff), 2103 nucleotides. RefSeq lists its product as uncharacterized. Bases 457 to 1887 code for a protein of 476 amino acids. The transcript has 2 exons. The record is from RefSeq and is a predicted model, not a curated record. NCBI's taxonomy places the organism in Eukaryota, Metazoa, Chordata, Aves, Charadriiformes, Scolopacidae.
ACCACCAGCUGCCUGGUGAGCCCCUGCCAUGGGGAGAAUCCGGCCGCCAUGCCCCAGGCAGAGCUGCUGGGGGGCGAGGGGGUGAGCAGCCAGACCUUCCUGACCCUUGGUGGACACGAGAGAGCCCGUCCUGCCCACAUCAGCCCUCAGGCCAGCAAGGAGGUGUCAGACAGGAGCCACCUUUGGAGCAAGACGUCUCUGCAAGAAACCUCAAAGUCCCCUGCGUCAGCGUCAAUACAGAGAAUAAAGCAGAAAACAGGGUGGAAGAGGAAAUUUCAGCCAUGCUUCCUGAAAUGUCUUCAGUAGAGUGUCAAGUGUCAGGGACUAGCAGCCGGCAGACGUGGGGACAGGAGCACCAUCAGGGCAGCCAACACCUCGUGGGACCAGAACCAGCAGCGGGACUCCUGCCACAGCUGGCAGCGGGUCUCCAGCGGGGGCAGCUGGCAGUCCCUGGGGAUGGAGCCCUGCCCGGGGGACCAGCCCUGGCAGAGCGGGUGGCAGCCCCAGCGCUGGGACUCCCAGCUCAGUGUGGACUCCAUGGAGAGAGCGGAGCGAGCCCAGGGCACCGCCUACAGCCCUGAGGAGGGGGCCAUCUGGAUCAGCAGAAGGACCACCAGAACUGUGACCAACAGGAGCCAGCAGACGAGCCGAGUGUGGAGCCAGAAGGCGGAAAACCCGAGGUCCCCCGCUCAGAAAUCUGCCACCAGCAUCGGUGCAGAGACCAGGUCGGUGAAAGGGGUGGGAAAGGAAAUCUCAGAUAUCUGCCUCGAAACAAGGAGCCAGCCAGCAAGGCAGGAGUCGCGGCGUGGCAGCCAGCUGGCACCAGGGCAGGGAUCGUGGUGCGGCAGCGAGAAGGUGCUGGGGUGGGAUUCCCUGCCUGGUGGCCAGCAGUCCCCAGCGCCGGCGUCGUGGCAUGGCAGCCAGAAGGUAUCAGGGCAGGACUUGUGUUGGAGCAGCCAGCACUCGUUGGGGAGGGACUCGUGGUGGGGCAGCCAGCAGACAUUUGGGCAGGAGUCACGGCACAGCGGCCAGAAGGUACCACCAGAGCAGCAGUCUCAGCCCCAGCAGCCUGGAGAAAAGAAACUGGAGCUAUCUGAGAAACCCUCUCAUGGUGGCCUGCUGCUGGUGCUCCAGCUGCAGUGCAAGAACCUCCAGGGGAUAGAGGUUUUGGUGGAGGAGCAAGCGGCUAAACCUUGGAGGAAGAGAAGUCAGGAAAGAGUCGAAGGUGGCACCUUGCAGCUGUCCCAGGGCUCCAUGGCUAAGCAAGGGGAAGCGUGGCAGACCUUCAACCUCUUCUCUCAAGAAGGAGGGACCUGGACGGGCAGAACAGGGAGAAUUCUGAUCAGCUGUGAUGAGGAAACUGGUAAGACUGUGAUCCAGAGCAUCCACAAAACAUCUCAGCACCCUCCAGGACAGCCAUCCCAAAGCGAAGGGGUGACCAGCAUCCCCAAGGAGAGCGGUGGAGCAGACACAGAAAAGCUGAAGGUGGUGGGACAAGGGUCCUGGCACAGUGGUGGGACAGACAGAGGUGGGGAAGCUGCCUCAGAGCUCCCAGCUGCCUCCCAAAGACCUGGGGGUCUACUGAGCAUGGCCGUAGCCGUGGAAAUGGUUCACGAGGCUCAGCAGACCCACAGUGUUAUUACUCUGGAUGAAGGACUCUGGGUCAGGAGGCGAACGGGCAAAUUGCUGCGGGACAAAAGCCAGCAGACCAGCAUCUCUGCCCUGCGGAAGAGCAACAGCGGGGUGCAGGAGCAGAGGGGACGGGGGGGCAGCAGCUUGGGGCAGCAGGAGGGGGGUGAACCCCAGAAGCGCCCAUCAGAGCUGGAGGUGCCAGAACCUCGUCGGAGAACCUCCUCACGCAGCAGCCAACUGUCUGGCCACAACUGAUGGGGAACAGCCAAAGGAACCCCAGUGUGACCCCCAGCUGUGAAGGGUGGCUGGGCUCUGGGUUGCAGAGGCUUGAAGAGGAACCGGGCAACGAAAAUCUGUGGGGCCAUGAGGUACUGAAACCAUCAUCUGGGACGGGACAGGAAAAGUGAAGAAAAGCAAAGACAAAAAUCACAGCAAAGGAAAAAUUGAGCUGCAAGGUGUCAAAAGGAAUAA